UCUAUGGAUCAGUUGUUAAAAAUGGCGGUUGAUAGUUGGUUUGUAGAGGUUUUUAAUUUUACUCAGGGAAAUGAUUUAACUUCUAAAUUUAAUAAACCUGUUAAGUUGAAAGUUGAAUAUGAUCCUCAAGGGCUAAAUAUAAUUAUGUUUGAUGAAACAAAUGCAGUGCUUAAUGAAUUUUUGGUUACUUCAAGUACAGAAUGUUGUCGAGUUGGAAAAAGAGCUUACGUUUUUACAAUUGAUGGAGAAUCUAUGUAUCUUAGAUUUGAAAAUGAAAAUGAUUUUAGAAAUUUUAUGAUAUCUGUAACUAAAGUUCAAAAUGGAAAGGGGGCUUCUGUUUUCUCAGUCAGAACUGAAGAUACUUCAGCUAAUCAGUAUUUCCAGUUUUAUGGCUACCUUUCCCAACAGCAAAAUAUGUUACAAGAUUUUGUUAGAACGUACACGUAUCAAAGAGCUAUACUAAGCAAUUUGAAUGAUUUUAAGGACAAAGUAGUGUUGGAUGUUGGUGCCGGUUCUGGUAUUUUAUCCUUUUUUGCCGCUCAAGCAGGAGCUAAAAGAAUUUAUGCAGUUGAAGCAUCUACAAUGGCCCAUUUUGCACAAAAAUUGGUGUCUGCUAAUAAUUUGGAGGAUGUGAUUAAAGUAAUACCAGGUAAAAUUGAAGAAGUAGACCUUCCUGAGAAGGUAGAUGUAAUCAUUUCUGAACCUAUGGGUUACAUGUUAUACAAUGAAAGAAUGUUAGAAACUUAUCUUCAUGCAAAAAAAUGGCUCAAUCCUAUGGGGAAAAUGUAUCCAACUCGUGGUGAUUUACAUGUUGCUCCAUUUACCGAUGAUGCUUUAUUUAUGGAACAGUUUAGUAAAGCCAAUUUUUGGUUUCAAACGUGCUUCCAUGGUGUUAAUCUGUCAGCAAUACAGAGUUGUGCUGUGAAAGAAUAUUUUAGACAACCAAUAGUAGAUACUUUUGAUAUUCGCAUAUGUAUGAGUAAAUCAGUGCGGCACACUGUAGAUUUUUUAGAGGCAGAGGAAACAGACUUACAUACUAUAGAUAUUCCAUUAGAAUUUCACUUAUUAGAAUCAGGUUCUUGCCAUGGAUUAGCAUUUUGGUUUGAUGUGGCCUUUAUGGGUUCCCAACAGACAGUGUGGUUGAGUACUGGUCCAACAGAACCACUGACUCAUUGGUAUCAGGUACGGUGUUUGCUAGAACAACCCCUUCUGGUCAAACAAGGACAGUUACUAACAGGAAGAGUACUUCUAGUUGCCAAUAAAAGACAAAGUUAUGAUGUGACAAUUGAACUUAAUUUAGAGGGCACCACACAGUGUUCAACGAAUACACUGGAUCUUAAGAAUCCGUAUUUUCGCUAUACUGGAGCACCUGUACAACCACCCCCUGGAGUGUCAAGUAUAUCUCCCAGCGAAAAUUAUUGGAAUCAGCUUGAUGCCCAGUGUGCUAGAAAUGCUGUCAAUAUGGUAAACGGAAUGCAAGUAAAUGGGUUGGGAGAGGUGUCCAUGGAUACUACACAGACUGCUAUUAGUACAACAUUAAAUAACAACUUGAUGGCAUUAGAAGGAGAACAGCCCAAUAUUCAUCCGGGAUGCAUUUCGAGCACAGGAAGAGGGCGGGUAGCUGCAAGUCCAACAUCAACACAUACUGCUCAACUUAUUGGUGGAGCUAUUUCACCCUCUUUAUUCUCUACGUCAAAUGCUCCUCAGCAGCCGAUAGUAAUGGCAAAUUACCCCGUAAGUCCAAAUCUAAUGAUUGGAGAUUAUAUGACUCCUGGUAAUAAUGUAGCAAUAUCAGAAAUGCCAACAAUUGUUUUAAGACAUCGUCAGGUUUAACAUUAAAAAAGAAAAGCGAUCGAUUUAAUACUUAUUAGCACGUACGUGUUACUGGUGAUUUAUUAAUAGAUAAUAAUAUUUGA
Agrilus planipennis (emerald ash borer) is the source of this 1916-nucleotide messenger RNA. RefSeq names its product probable histone-arginine methyltransferase CARMER (gene Art4). The transcript has 11 exons. Lineage: Eukaryota; Metazoa; Arthropoda; Insecta; Coleoptera; Buprestidae. Gene Ontology annotation, biological process: peptidyl-arginine methylation. The record is from RefSeq and is a predicted model, not a curated record. Bases 4 to 1833 code for a protein of 609 amino acids. Gene Ontology annotation, molecular function: protein-arginine N-methyltransferase activity.